Fusarium redolens is the source of this 2407-nucleotide messenger RNA. RefSeq names its product beta-1,3-glucanosyltransferase. Gene Ontology annotation, cellular component: fungal-type cell wall; cytoplasm. NCBI's taxonomy places the organism in Eukaryota, Fungi, Ascomycota, Sordariomycetes, Hypocreales, Nectriaceae. Gene Ontology annotation, molecular function: 1,3-beta-glucanosyltransferase activity. The transcript has 2 exons. The record is from RefSeq and is a predicted model, not a curated record. The coding region runs from base 366 to 1991 and encodes 541 amino acids. Gene Ontology annotation, biological process: fungal-type cell wall (1->3)-beta-D-glucan biosynthetic process.
GUGUCACUGCUAGCCACCCCAUGCAUUCCAUUUUCCAUUUACUUUUCAAAUCGCCCCAUCCCUCGAAUUCCAUCUUCCUUCUCUCUUCCUUCAUCAAACCUUCGCUAACCUUUAAUUCUUCAUCGCCGUUUUUUCUUAUCGGUUCUCGUUACUUUGAGGCCGAUUUUUAACUUUUCCCGACACUCAUUUACAAACGCUCUUGCUACUCGAUCCGAUUGCCUCUCUUCCGGCCCAUACGUCGCGAACUGAAGGAAAAAGGGGUUUCAGCAUUCCAACAACAAUUUCCGCGUUGAAUAAAAUCAUCGCGUCAUUCUAGUCAUUCAUUACUCUCUGUUCUUUUUACUUGCCGUUUGAUACACAACACAAUGAAGUUUUCCGCUGCCAUUGUCGCUGCGGCGGCCACGGCUGCCAGCGCCAAGCUGGAGCCCAUCACCAUGAAGGGAUCCAAGCUCUUUUACUCCAACGGAACUCAGUUCUUCAUGAAGGGUGUUGCUUACCAACAGGAUACCGCCGCCGCUGGUGAGACCAACGAGAAGGCUACCAAGUACAUCGAUCCUCUCGCCGAUGAGGAUGCUUGCAAGCGUGAUAUCCCUCUCCUCAAGCAGCUCGGUACCAACAUUAUCCGAACUUACGCCAUCAACCCCAAGGCCGACCACAAGGCUUGCAUGAAGUUGCUCGACGAUGCCGGAAUCUACGUCAUCUCUGAUCUUUCUGAGCCCAGUGUCUCUAUCAACCGUGAUGACCCCAAGUGGGAUGUUGAGCUGUACGAGCGCUACAUCGGAGUCGUCGACGAGCUCGGUCAGUACGACAACGUCGUCGGUUUCUUUGCCGGUAACGAGGUCUCCAACAACGUCUCCAACACCCAGGCGUCUGCUUUCGUCAAGGCCGCCGUCCGUGAUACCAAGAAGCACAUCAAGAGCAAGUUCUCCCGCUGGCUCGGUGUCGGUUACGCCUCCAACGACGACGUCGAUAUUCGUGAGCAGAUUGCCGACUACUUCAACUGCGGUGACGACGACUCCCGCAUCGACUACUGGGGUUACAACAUCUACUCUUGGUGCGGUAAGAGCAGCAUGCAGGACUCUGGUUACUCUGACCAGGCCAAGUUCUUCGAGGAUUACUCUGUUCCCGUCUUCUUCGCUGAGUAUGGUUGCAACGAGCCCGAUGGUGCUGCUGGCCGUAUCUUCGAUGAGACUACUGCCCUGUACGAGGAGAAGGUCAUGACCGACGUCUUCAGCGGUGGUAUCGUCUACAUGUACUUCCAGGAGGCCAACGACUACGGUCUCGUCAAGAUCAGCAAGAACGGUGAUGCUGUCAAGCAGAAGGACUUUGCCCAGCUCCAGAAGAAGGCCACCGCCGCUAAGCCUUCCGGUGUUGAGGAGGACAGCUACAAGCCCACUGGCAAGGCCGCCACCUGUCCCGAGCAGUCCAAGAACUGGAAGGCCAACAGCGUCCUCCCCCCCGUCCCCGAUUCCGACCUCUGCGACUGCAUGGUCAAGAGCCGAAGCUGUGUCCCUGCUGAUAACUUGAAGGCUAAGGACUUUAACGACAUCUUUGGUUACAUCUGCGGCCAGGACAAGAAGAUCUGCACUGCCAUCAACGCCAACGCCACUGCCGGUAUCUAUGGUGCCUACAGCAUGUGCUCCAACGACGCCAAGCUUGCUUACAUCCUCGACGCCUACUACACCUCGCAGAAGCAGGCCGCCGAUGCUUGUGACUUCAAGGGCAAGGCCACCACCCAGAAGGCCGAGAGCCAGGACUCUUGCAAGUCUGCUCUCGCCUCCGCCAGCAAGAUCAACGAGGAGGUUGCCACUGCUACCCACGCCGUCGCCUCUUCCUCCACCGGUGGUUCCGACAGCAGCAGCAGCGAGGACGACGAGAACUUUGGUCUCCAGGCUGCCUCCAUCGCCCGCGUCUUCUCCCUCGGUGACUACGCCGUCGGCGCCUACAUGGCCGUCGCCGGUGCUGUCGGUGCCGGUAUGGUCCUUCUGUAAAAUGGAGGUUCUUGGAUGGGCCGAUCUUGGUAUGAUUAAAGUUUCUUGCGGUGGCUUUUUAGGAACGUGCGAUUUUUACUAGUUGUGUUUUUUCCUUUUUGUGUAUCUAGCAUCGCCGGUGUUGCAUGGCUUGUGAUUAGAACGAGAUAGAUGUCUAAUGCCAUCUUGCGCGAUUGCUAUGCCAGUCUGUGAAGUGCUUGGUGAAAAUUAUACAUAUGUAAUGUAAUAGACUACCUUGAUCUUGACUCGGGUGUGAGUAGAUAACUUGAACAUGAAGCGGCUCUUGUCAACUUUUGUGAGUAAGGAGAUGCUAUGAUCUGAAGACUGUAAAAUUUCUGUUACUUGUUUCUAUUAUUCUCAAGACCUACUGUGUUGUAUCAUGGACAAACCCGCAUUUGUACCUUCGAGACUUAGCC